AUGGAGAUUUAUGGUGGGGAGAAGUGGCCCGUACGAUUCAUCAAUGCCAGCGAAUUGGAAAUAGCCUCACUACCUGAGCCGGCUCGUCAACGUGAACGUCGUGUAUGUGUACAGAUGAUUGGUGUAGUGGUGGCGCUAACACUUUGUACGGUAUAUCAUGUCCUGCAGUUCGACUUCUCAUUGAAAGAAGAUGAGUAUCCAAUAUUCUGGAUGCGGCGAGUGGCUUUUCCUUUAUUAACGUGCUUCAUGUCAUAUGUGAAUCCGUGGAUGAUGUUCCUAACCUCACGAGAAAUUCGUCAAAAAGUCUUUGCCCAUUACGGACUGAAACACAGAUGUAUGAAGAGUAACAUGUUCGUAGUCAACGAACAAGAACCCACAAUCGUAACAUUCGCAGCGCCGCGGAUCAAGCCAAUUUCGGAUCAACCGCUGAAGCCGGAAUGA
Haemonchus placei is the source of this 441-nucleotide messenger RNA. Lineage: Eukaryota; Metazoa; Nematoda; Chromadorea; Rhabditida; Trichostrongylidae. The record is from the annotation of a GenBank genome assembly.